GCGGCCAUUUCCGGUUUUGGGGAAGUGGGUGGGGUGAGGAGCGGGACUGGGAGCUGCCGCCGCCUCGGCCACCGCCUACAGAACCUGCCUGGCGCCUGCUGCUGCCGGGACGAUGCGGCCGGGGCCCAGAGGCUGCUGCUGCCGGCGCCCGGUGCGGGCGAAUGGCUGCGUGGCGAACGGGGAAGUGCGGAACGGCUACGUGAGGAGCAGCGCCGCCGCCGCCCGCCAGGUUCAUCAUGUUACACAAAAUGGAGGCCUAUAUAAAAGACCAUUUAAUGAAGCUUUUGAAGAGACUCCAAUGCUGGUUGCUGUGCUUACUUAUGUGGGGUAUGGUGUACUUACUCUCUUUGGAUAUCUUCGAGAUUUCUUGAGGCACUGGAGAAUUGAAAAGUGUCACCAUGCAACAGAAAGAGAAGAACAACAGGACUUUGUGUCGUUGUAUCAGGAUUUCGAAAACUUCUAUACAAGGAACCUCUACAUGAGGAUUAGAGACAACUGGAAUCGACCAAUCUGUAGCGUGCCUGGAGCCAGGGUGGACAUCAUGGAGAGACAGUCUCAUGAUUACAACUGGUCGUUCAAGUACACAGGGAAUAUAAUUAAAGGUGUUAUAAACAUGGGUUCCUACAACUAUCUUGGAUUUGCACGGAAUACUGGAUCAUGUCAAGAAGCAGCUGCCAAAGUCCUAGAGCAGUAUGGAGUUGGAGUGUGCAGCACCCGGCAGGAAAUUGGAAACCUGGACAAGCAUGAAGAACUAGAGAAGCUCGUGGCAAGUUUCUUGGGAGUAGAAGCUGCUAUGGCAUACGGCAUGGGAUUUGCAACAAAUUCAAUGAACAUUCCGGCUCUCGUUGGCAAAGGUUGCCUGAUUCUGAGUGAUGAGCUGAACCAUGCAUCACUGGUUCUAGGAGCCAGACUCUCAGGAGCAACCAUUCGAAUCUUCAAACACAACAAUAUGCAAAGCCUAGAGAAGCUGUUGAAAGAUGCCAUUGUUUAUGGUCAGCCUCGGACUCGAAGGCCCUGGAAGAAAAUUCUAAUCCUCGUGGAGGGAAUAUAUAGCAUGGAGGGAUCUAUUGUUCGCCUCCCUGAAGUGAUUGCCCUUAAGAAGAAAUACAAGGCGUACUUGUAUCUAGAUGAAGCUCACAGCAUUGGGGCUUUGGGCCCUACGGGUCGAGGUGUGGUGGAUUACUUUGGCCUGGAUCCUGAGGAUGUGGACGUUAUGAUGGGAACAUUCACCAAGAGCUUUGGUGCUGCUGGAGGAUACAUUGGAGGCAAGAAGGAGCUGAUAGACUAUCUGCGAACACAUUCUCAUAGUGCCGUGUACGCCACGUCACUGUCACCACCUGUGGUGGAGCAAAUUGUCACCUCUAUGAAGUGCAUCAUGGGGCAGGAUGGCACCACUCUUGGCAAAGAGUGUAUACAGCAGUUAGCAGAAAACACCAGGUAUUUCAGGAGACGUCUGAAAGAAAUGGGCUUCAUCAUCUAUGGAAAUGAAGAUUCUCCAGUGGUGCCUUUGAUGCUCUACAUGCCAGCCAAAAUUGGCGCCUUCGGACGGGAGAUGCUGAAGCGGAAUAUUGGUGUGGUUGUGGUGGGAUUUCCUGCUACCCCAAUUAUUGAGUCCAGAGCCAGGUUUUGCCUGUCGGCAGCUCAUACCAAAGAAAUACUUGAUACUGCUUUAAAGGAGAUAGAUGAGGUUGGGGACCUAUUGCAGCUGAAGUAUUCUCGUCAUCGGUUGGUACCUCUACUGGACAGGCCUUUUGACGAGACUACGUAUGAAGAAACAGAAGACUGAGCCUUUUUGGUGCUCCAUUAGAGGAACUCUCCCUCACCCAGGACAGUGUGUGCCCUUUCUGAGCCAGUUCCAGGAACAACACUUCUGUGGCCAUCUCAUGUGAAAGACACGCCCUCAACUACUGAUGGUGGCCACCUCGACUCAAAAUGGCAUUUUGUAAAUAGUAGAAAACUGCUUCAUACUCUUCCCUUGCUCCAUUUCACCUUUAAAGAAAGAAGUGUCUCGCUUUGCUUUUUUGUCCAUUAAAAAAAAGUUUUAU
Molecule: messenger RNA, 2045 nt
Organism: Ceratotherium simum simum (southern white rhinoceros)
Lineage: Eukaryota; Metazoa; Chordata; Mammalia; Perissodactyla; Rhinocerotidae
Gene: SPTLC2
Product: serine palmitoyltransferase long chain base subunit 2
Biological process (GO): sphingosine biosynthetic process; ceramide biosynthetic process
Cellular component (GO): serine palmitoyltransferase complex
Molecular function (GO): serine C-palmitoyltransferase activity; pyridoxal phosphate binding
Source: RefSeq, a predicted model, not a curated record